Messenger RNA from Cladocopium goreaui, 1854 nucleotides. Lineage: Eukaryota; Dinophyceae; Suessiales; Symbiodiniaceae. The record is from the annotation of a GenBank genome assembly.
AUGGCAGCUAAAAUGGCACUGCCAACUUGUGUUCUACUGUGGCUCGCUGUGAUUCCGCUAUGUGCUGGCCAAGAAGGAGCUACCAAUCAGGACGAUGCUGCGAAAGUUCAUGAAGCAACGGAGCAAGUCUUGCAUGAAGGAGGUGGCAUGCUGAUUUUUGCUGCGGCCUCUUUGAUGCUUGCACUUUUGAUUGGCAACUUCCUGCACCACUUCGAGGUGAGUGUUCUUUCGGAGUCCAUGGUGAUUAUCAUUAUCGGCUAUUUGCUUGGCAUCAUCCUCCCCACCCAUGGUGGCUCUAUUAUCGCCUGGGCGAUCGGAGAUGUUGGUGUUGAGGAGGAAGGACUGGCAAUGGCUGGUGUUCUAAAUCUUUUUCUGCUACCUAUCAUCAUCUUCGAGGCAGGUUGGUCAAUGAACCACCGGGCCUUUGUGGACCUCCUGUUCACUAUACUGACUUUCGCUGUGGGCGGAACUCUGAUAUCAAUGGUUGUCGUGGGGUUUUUGAUCAAUGCCACUUGCCACGUGCAUGGAGUCUGCUCAGUCCGGACUGCCUUCACCUAUGCUGCUUUGAUCUCGGCAGUUGAUCCAGUAGCAACCUUGGCAACCUAUGCGCAUCUUCAAGUUGAUCCACUACUAAAUAUUUGUGUCUUUGGUGAAUCGGUGGUGAAUGAUGCGGUGGCGAUUACACUGUUUCGAGUUCUCAACGAAGGUGGUAUCUUUCAGGACACCAGCUUCCAUAUUAUUUCUAGCCGGAUAGCUUCGCAGACCUCGCUCCUGCUAUUUGGGUCAGUUGGACUUGGCGUUGUUCUGGGUUUCCUUCUGAUGUUAAUCACCAGGAUGAGCCGUUUGACGCACUCAACCAGCAACUGCGUUCUAUUCAUGUUCUUGUCUAGCUUCUUUAUCUAUAGCUUCGCGGAACGUGCGUGUGGCAUGUCGGGUAUCAUCACAGUACUCUUUGGCGCCAUGUUCGCCAGCGCGUUUGCCAAAUAUCAAUUCUCUGGCGAAGUCAACAUGUUCUGCGCUUUCACGCUGAAACAAGCCGCCAACAUGGCAGACAUGGUCGUGUUCCUGAUGGUGGGCAUUACUGCUGUCUAUUGUGAUGUACAAGGAUUGGUCUUUGGACUGCUGGUUUGCGCCUUUUGCCUUGUGGGAAGGGCUGCGGCUGUCAUCCCUUUGGCUUUCUUGACAAACCUAUGCAAGGAGAUCUACAGAAGAGACUUGCCUCAGGAGAAGAAGCUGACGCUGGAUUGGCGCAAAAUCUUCAUGAUGUGGCACGCAGGGCUCCGAGGAGGCAUUGCUUUGGUGCUGACACUUGAACUGGGGCCAUGGGUAGACCAAGAACAAGCUGGGACCAAAAACACGCUGCGCAAUGCCACCGUUUUGGUGAUCGUGUUUUUCUUGAUGUUCUUUGGUGGCAGCACGAAGGUGUUGUUGAAGUGCUUGGACAUUCCUAUGGAAGGCACUGCGCCCCCGAUGUUGAUUCAUCAUGGCAAAUUCUGGCGCUCGAUGCAUUUGGUGCGCGAUCGGGUUCUGAAGAGAGUACUGAUGCUCAGGGAAGAUGAAAAGGAGUCUAGCACGUUACCUCAGAUUCUGGCUGACUUUGCCGAAGUGGAACGAAGAACGACCUCUUCAGCAUCUCUACCGGACGCGCCUCCCGUGUCUCACGUGUCCGUGCGCAACCCUGGGCCGAGCAAACGUGGAUCCGACUUGCUGGAGCGUGCCAAUCCCACUGAGAGGCGAAGGCAAGGCGGACAAUUCGUGAGUCUCUUUGGUGUCCAAGAUCCCAUGCACGUAGAUGAUGACACAUCAUCGGAGGAGGAGGACGAGGACGACUCUGAGGAGAGCGCGGCUUGCUGA